AUGGUUGAAGCCAAAUCAGGUGCAACCGUGACAACUAGAGUACCCCAGGCACUCGGGUAUAUGGUCUAUGGCGUUGCAGCUGACGGGAAGUACUUCAUCUUUCUGAAGAUAAACAAUGAUUCGGAACCUGAUCCCACCUCCGCCGACCCGGUUCUACCUACUCUGACCGACUCUAUCCUCGACAAGUACGAGCAUUUGUCGCAAAUCACAGAGGUACCCAUCAUCAACCUCCCCUACCACCUACUCUUUCCAUUUGGCCUGGCUGGGCUUAGACUCCGUGGUGACCUCACCACCGAGGUGAGCUACCUCGCUCUACCGAUCAUUCCCCGCCUGACGGUCCUAUAUCGGGAGCCUGGUUUCUCGAUGCGCGGCACUGGGGGCACGGAUAUUACCAUCGGCGCCGAUGUCCCCUCCUUAGCCGUGUCCACAGUCGAACUCCGGUACACUCACGUUGUCCAGUUGCAACAUGAUCGCAGUGACCUCUUCCCCUCCACAGAUUGCUUUAUAGAAUUGGGUGACAACACUUGCGCGGUCUCCACCAUUUUCACAACUUGA
Messenger RNA from Penicillium samsonianum, 555 nucleotides. RefSeq names its product Helicase C-terminal. Lineage: Eukaryota; Fungi; Ascomycota; Eurotiomycetes; Eurotiales; Aspergillaceae. The transcript has 3 exons. The record is from RefSeq and is a predicted model, not a curated record. The coding region runs from base 1 to 555 and encodes 184 amino acids.